AUGUCCUACACUGCGUCCGUUGUCCAGAGCUUUGUCAAACCCGACGAGGAAAUCGGGGAGGUGCAUGCCGGCGUCCCACUCUCCUGGGCGCCCGCUCCCUCGUCUCCCUACUCCCCCAGCUCCCCUCACACAUACCCCAGCUCCCCCGCGCUUCCCCCGUCAGCGCACUCGCCACUCAGCCCCGACUUCGACUUCCCGCUCGUCCCGAACCGGCUGCACGCCGUGCACUCGGUGCACUCCCUACACUCCCUACACUCGCUCCAGCUCCAGCUCUCCCCGCCCGCGUCUGCAGACCCGAGUCCGCUGAGCCCCGGCGCAGUCUCCCCAACCUUCCUCUCUGCGGCACUCGGGGGACCGGGGACGGAGAUCCAGCGCGCACGGCCGCAGAGCAGCAACACGUCCGCGGCGAGCCUCAGCCAGAGCCUCGCGGCGAGCGCGAGCUCGGUGGCGUCUACGGGCACUACGCCCUCUACUUCGAGCUCCUACGGACUGGGGACGGGGAAGGGGAAGGGGAGGGCGCGGGUCUCGGAGAUACGCGCGCUGCCCAUCCCGCCUCAGCGCGAGCCCGUGCCGCCCGUGCCGCGCUCCCCGCUCUCGCCCACCCAGACGCAAACCCAGACUCAAUCCGCCGCAACGGCGUCGAGCCCAUCAUCAUCAUCCUUCCCAUCCUCAUCCUCAUCAUCGAAUCCGGCUUCGACUCCCACUCCAGCGCCACCCUCCACCUCCCCGCCCGCGUCCGCGUCCACCCUCCACCGUCCGCGCUCGCCUUCGUCGUCCGCCCCAGCCGCGAACCCGGCGCGCUCGUCGAUCUUCACCUCCGCCUCCUUCUUCUCCGACGACGGCAUGUCCGUCGCCACCGGCACCUCCACCCUCCCGCCCUCCUACCGCGCGCGCCGCUCCAUCUUCGAGCCCGCGGACGCCGACCUCGCGCUCCACCCGCUCCCGCCCCUCCCGCUCGCGACGCCCGCGGUGCCCAGCUCCUUUGCCGGCCCCCCUGCGCCCGCGCCUCCGAGCACGUACCCCAGCUCCGCUCCCCCGAGCGCAUACACCGGCCCCGCGCCUCCGAGCGCGUACGCCGGACCCAGCGCGUUCCGCGACCCGAGCAUCGCGUCCUCGACCGGCGGGGAGAGCCGGCGGAGCGGGGAGAGCGGCCGGCGGCGCGCGCGGGAGGCGUACCCGCGGCGGAUCAGCGCGCUCAUGGCGGCGCUGCACGCGCACGGGUGGGACCGGGACCGGGAAGAGGCCGGGGACGGGCAGGAGCAGGAGCGGCGCGCGCGCGGGGGCAAGGCGCGGCGGUCGCGCGAUGGCGGGGUGAGGCUCGAGGGCGGGCCGGUGGGGUACGAGCGUGGGGCGGGUCGACGAUCUUGA
Molecule: messenger RNA, 1368 nt
Organism: Epithele typhae
Lineage: Eukaryota; Fungi; Basidiomycota; Agaricomycetes; Polyporales; Epitheliaceae
Exons: 1
Coding region: 1-1368 (455 amino acids)
Source: RefSeq, a predicted model, not a curated record